This is a messenger RNA of Drosophila takahashii, 729 nucleotides long. RefSeq lists its product as uncharacterized. The record is from RefSeq and is a predicted model, not a curated record. NCBI's taxonomy places the organism in Eukaryota, Metazoa, Arthropoda, Insecta, Diptera, Drosophilidae.
AUGACCAACAUCCAGCAGGAGCAGCAGCAACAACAGGAGCAGCAGCAACAACUACUGCACAUGAGUUAUUGCAUUGUCGCCGGCGUCGUCAUGAUCAAACUGAGGAUAGAGGACUUUUAUGCCAAAUCCUUUGUACCCAAUGAAAUUUAUGUGGAUUAUGAUAUUGUGAACUUUGAGGAAAUCAAUGUUAAUCUAACCGUUCAAGUUCCCUUUCCCGGCAAACUUCUUAUGCAUAUUUUCGUGAGGAAACUCUCCAAUCAAGUGGGUGGCUCCGAUCAAAUGGAUUUGCUUCGAAUGAGAAAUAUGGAUCUCUGCAAGCUGCUCGAUUCACUUCGUAAUAUCACUGUGGAGGAGAUUCCGGGCGAGAGUCUCUUGCCCUCCACUUUUGUGGUCUCUUGUCCUUUGGUUCCUGGCUUCUACUUCGUGCAAAAUAGCUCCAUUGACUCGAAACUGGUUCCUUUUCGCAUUCCCGAUGGCAGAUAUAUGGUUCUGUUGGAGCUGAUACAAGUCUAUGAGGAAGUUAUUAAAGUGAUUUCCUGCCGGAUCAAGUUUGCCAUGAAGACGCCACCGGGAUAUCAGGAGCCAUCAGUCCUGAAAAGCAGCGAGGAAAUAGAUGAAACCACUCAACAGGCUGAAUUGGAAAAGAAAGAGACAAGUUCAGAGGUUUCCCAGCCAAGCGAAGGUGACGAUGAAACAUCUACGGAUUACCCAAAAAUAUAUUUUAUGUGA